CAGCUCUUCUGUUUUUUCAUAUGCAGGUGCAGCUGGGACAAGCAGAUAUAAAAUGCCCGAUCACAGAGUGCAGCGAACACCUGGAUGAAACAACUGUCCUCUAUAACCUGCCCCACGAGGACAUUAUCAAGUAUAAAUAUUUCCUGGAACUCAGCCGCAUCGACUCCAGCACGAAGCCAUGCCCUCAGUGCAAGCACUUUACAACCUUCCGGAGGAGAGGCCACAUUCCUACCCCUGCCAAAUUGGAGAACAAAUACAAAAUCCAGUGUCCAUCUUGCCAAUUUGUCUGGUGUUUCAAGUGCCACUCUCCCUGGCAUGAAGGUGUUAACUGCAAAGAGUACAAAAAGGGAGACAAGCUGUUGCGUCACUGGGCCAAUGAGAUUGAGCACGGGCAGAGGAAUGCUCAGAAGUGUCCAAAAUGCAAGAUCCACAUCCAGAGAACAGAAGGGUGUGACCACAUGACCUGUUCCCAGUGUAACACUAAUUUCUGUUACCGCUGUGGGGAGAGAUACCGCCAGCUCCGUUUCUUUGGAGAUCACACAUCAAACCUCAGUAUCUUUGGAUGCAAAUACCGCUACCUCCCCGAGAGACCACACUUGAGGAGAUUAGUGCGAGGCUCUGUCUGUGCUGGAAAGCUACUCAUUACACCCCUAAUACUGAUUCUGGGACUGGCACUGGGAGCCGUAGCUGUUGUAGUAGGUUUAUUUGUGUUUCCUAUCUAUUGCCUUUGUAAAAAGCAGAGGAAGAGGUCACGGACAGGUAUGCCCUGGUAAGGAUGGGCCAUACUCACUGAACUGAGCUGGUCCUGCAAAGGACUAUACACGAUUUGUGCAACAGAGCAAUACAGUGCUGGUAACGGCAUCACAGCCAUCGCCCUGGAAGAAGAGUGGGGGAUCUCCUGCAUCUUCUCUCAGCUGAAACACUACUGCAGACCAGAAAGCCUCUUUGCUCUGGUGCACUCUGAACAGGAUGGGCCCCCUGACUGCUGCUUUUAAAAUAUUUUUUCUAUUAUUAUUACUUUGAAGAGGUUUUUUGAAAGAUUUAAGUCUAAGUUCAUGAACUAGACAAUCAAAGUCUGUAUUUUAGCCACAACUCUACUACCGAUUUGGCCUGUGAAGAAAUCAUUUAACUGCUAACGUGUUCCAUUUAACUUCAGUGUUCGCCUUUAAGGGGGGAAAUGCUUAGAAGUGUUUGGACUCUUACUGUAUACUGAGCAUACUACUUUUGGUAUUAAAUACUACUUCUGUAAAUAACUUCCAUCACACAGCAUUCUGUUCAGCAUACCAAAACCCCAUCACAUGCCAGGAUAUGACAGCUGGUUAUCUUCUGAGUUGUCCUACUAGAGAGCAAGAGUUUAGAUUAUGUUUGUGCAGCAUGGAUUGCCACAGCCAAAUAACAGUGCCUCAGAAAUAUUUUUACUAUUAUUGAGACUUCAUGAUACUUACAAAUAUGCUGGUUGGUUUUCCUUUUGUAUUUACUUUUUGGAAGUCUGUUAAUAUUGAUUAGAAAUGGCCAGAGGAGUUUGCCAGAGGAGUACAGCAUUUUGAACCUCUCUCAGUACAAGAAAAGAUUUCAAGGGUUUAGAUAACAAGAAGUAACUUGAGACAGAACAGGCAAUUGAUAUCCGCUGAAAUAUGACACAGAACAUACAAGGAAAUGAAUUUGAAGAGAAGCUGGAAACCUGUUCUUCUAUUCUGAACUAGCAUAUAGUACAUAAUCUACACACUAGGUGUGUGUGGAAGAUUGACUUAACGAAAUCCUAUAACCUAAAUAGCAUGUACACUUGCUUUGUAAGUAGCCUACGUAAGUUUUAGAGCAUCCACUGGUGUUUCAUGAAGAAGAUUUUGAAUUCUGGUUAAAGGAAGUGAUCGUUAAUUAUUAGGAGACCAUUUCAUUCUUAUUCUCUACUUCCAGUGUCAAUGUUCCUGGUGUGUAACAGAUCUGAAGAGAAUAGCAAUCCAUGACCUUUAUUCCUGAACUUCAGAGUACCUCUGUUCGUCACUGGACUUCUUUCUCAUCACUUCACUACAAGGGCAAUGUAAUUUGGAGUUGAGACUAAAUUUUUCAUUUCUAGUUAUAAUCAAAAUGUAUCAUACAAAUACAACUUAAAAGAAAAUAAUGAAGUUGUGUUAACUGUGAUACACCAAAGUGAGAAAAUUAGGAAAAUACCUACUUAUAUUAAAAAGAGCUGUGAUCUUGAAGGUUAGAUUUGUAGUGUGAAGGUACUUUUUGAAUGUUUGAAGACACGUACAUGUGUAUAUAUAUAGAUGCAUAUUUAUGUGGGAGGGGGGAAAGGAAGAUAAUCAGUGCCCUAAGUCUACAGACUUCAAAAUUAACACUCAGAAAUAGUAUAUCUUUUGAGAGGGUUUACUUUGUACCUCCUUCUCCGAAAGUUAUUACACCUGAAUCUAGUUGUAACUUUUAAGUAAACAGUCCAUUUCCCCACCAACAUAAUACUCUUAUCAUAAGAUACUCACUCUGACUUCAAAGCCUCAGCGGAAGAACUGAUGAAUUCUGUUUACUUAGAAACACAAAUAUCAGCUUACUAUAGUUGGCUAGUAUGUGUCUUUUUCAGACAGCUUCUGGUUUUGUUUCCUGGUUCUUUUUUCCUUUUGUUGAAACCGUGAACGCAAGCAUACUGUAACAGUCAACAGUACUUAAUUUUUUGUUUGAACUUAAGGGCGUGUUAACCCUGUUGUUCUGUCAGUUGAAAUAGUACCUUUGUAAGAUGUGUUAAUUAAGAUGGGAAGCAAUGACAUUUAGAAGUAAAGUUCAAAUACUAUUCUCAAUGCAAAUGCACCUGCUAAUUAGAUUUCUUCUUCUAUAACUCAUCACUUUUCUAGUUCUGUUUUAUCAGCAGGUUGGAAGCUGCCUUAAAAUCAAGUCUUGGUUUUGAGUGUUUUCUGAGACCAUACAUAUCGGUUGUCUUUGGCUUACUCAGGGAUUCUUAUUCCUUUGUUUAAAUGUCAAAUAAUGAUAAUAUUUUUGUAUUAUUUAGAAAAUUUCAGACCUCAGAGAGUGAGAGAUGCAUUUAUAUAUACAUAAAUAGAUUUCAUUUUGCAAUACCUGUAAUAUCAUGUCGAACUAUUCCACUUGAGAAUGUUUUAGUACUUGAGGUUAUCUGUAACUAUACAAUGUGUUAAUUUCCUUUCUUUUCCUGAUUCCUUAUAAACUAUGUGAGAUACUA
Messenger RNA from Meleagris gallopavo (turkey), 3187 nucleotides. The record is from RefSeq and is a predicted model, not a curated record. NCBI's taxonomy places the organism in Eukaryota, Metazoa, Chordata, Aves, Galliformes, Phasianidae.